Messenger RNA from Zonotrichia albicollis (white-throated sparrow), 761 nucleotides. RefSeq names its product small transmembrane regulator of ion transport 1 (gene STRIT1). NCBI's taxonomy places the organism in Eukaryota, Metazoa, Chordata, Aves, Passeriformes, Passerellidae. The record is from RefSeq and is a predicted model, not a curated record. Gene Ontology annotation, biological process: regulation of ATPase-coupled calcium transmembrane transporter activity; regulation of slow-twitch skeletal muscle fiber contraction.
UCCUGCCUUUUUAGACAAUUGAAUGCUUAUAGCCAACCCCUGGCACCAGCGGGCCAGGCAGCUGCAGCACAUUCCAAAUAUUGCUCUAUUUAAAGCAUCCCAGGGCUCUCAGAGCAGCUGCAGAGGCAAACCUUAACUGCCAUUAAACCAGCAGAGGGGAAUGGCAGAACCAGCCCAGGCCCCGCUGUCCCGCCUGCUUGUGCCCGUGCUGCUGGCGCUGGGCUGGAUCCUGGGCUGUGCCCUCAUGGUGUACAUUGUCUUCUCCUGACCUUGGAGGGAUGGCAGUGCCACACAGAGCCCUGUGGUGAGAAGAACCUACAAUGAAGUUGAUCAAAAGAACUCAGAAGUUCAGUUUAGAUUUCUAAUUACUAAAAUACGUAUAAAAUGAGUUAUUUUUAAUAUCAGCCAUGUUAAUGCUGUGCACACUUUUUAUCCGUUAGGAAGCAUCACCAAACCUAUUUCCCUGUUCUCAGAUUAUUUGCAAUUUAGGGAGUGGUUUUUGGAAUCUCGUGGUAGGUCAGAUCCUGCCUGCUUGCUGAACAGCAAACUUUUAAAACAGCUACCCACCAGCUAAGGAGCUUCAAGCUUGGUAGAAACAGGCAAGGGUUAAUUUCUCAUGGGGCCUGGGCAAGUAUUUUUAGCGUUAUUAUGGGGAAAAUCUCUUGGACUCCAUUGUUAUGAAACAGAACAUUGCAUGUCCUUGGAAAAGAGAAGCCCAGGCCGAGUCAGGGCUGGGAGGGCUGUACAGCUCAGUGUGUCUG